CACCACGGACACGAAUUUGCUGGAAGAUACAAAAUCAUAAAAGAAUUAACCGUGUGUUUUAACAAUCGAAAAUCAUUCAAUCGAAUUGUCUUUUUAUAACUUUACAUUUUUAUUUAAUUUUCAUUUGCAAGAAAUAACGGCAUUUCUGAACGUGAAACGUUGUUUUGUCUGUUGUUGCCAGUGGAAGAAGCUCUCAAGAAAAUCAGAUGAAAAAGAUAUACGUUAAUGUGAACGUUAACAUCUGCGGAGAAUUUUUUACUCAUUUUCGUAUCUUCUGAAUACGUAUUUGUGCAUGUGGUAUGUGUAAAAGUCUAUUUGAAAAUAUACGUAUGAACUAAAAUGAUUGUUUUAGAGUCAUUUCUUAACUAAGCAAAUUCAAAAUUGUACCUUCUAUAAAACGAGACGAGAAUUUCUAAGAGCACACAAGAAUUUGAUCGAUGCUUUCUCUAUUUUCGACGUUCAUAUCGAAUCCCGUUGCAUUUCUCGUUAGAUUUGAAGUUUAAAAAUAACGCGACGUUUUUACUCCUCAUCAGAUUUUUCAUCGGGGAAAAAUUAUUGAACGCAUUCGUAAGAAUAAAAAAUAAAAAUAAAUGAAAUAAAUAAAGAUGAAAAAUAUUGUUGAAUUUAUGACAAUGUUUAACUCAUAGAGUAAUAAGUGGUAGAUUUAAGUUAUGAUUUUUACGUUAAAUAUCGAGAAAUAAAUAUUUGGAUAAAUGUAGUUUCUCAGUUAGGAUCGUCGAUCUCCUCCUUUACUCAUUUUCCUCUCUUUCUACGAGAAUGAUAGAGAGAAAAGAGAGAGGAAAUUUAACGCGAACGUUUUGGAAGUUUGCUAGGCAACGCUUAACGUCAUUCCUAACUUGGAAAUUGCAUUCGGCUAUAUUCAGAAUACUACCUAUCUGUACUUACUUGCUGAGUUAUCGAUGUAUGCACGUAUACGCGAAAGACGAUAUCAAACUAAACCGGAAAUUAAAAUCGGUAUAUAUUCCGUAAUUAGUACGUCAUUAAAAUUGCGUACUUGGUUUGUGUCUCUGUUCGUGGAUCUGUAUCAAUAUUGUAGCGAGUACGUUGAAUUUAAAUGCAGCACGUAUUGGAGAGACUUCCUGUGUUCCGGAAACGUAAAGAUUCAACGUUCUAAAAAUAAAUAUACUUUUAUAUCGUUCGUCGACGACCGCACGUAGGAGGAGUUUCCACGUUAACGUUGAUACGAAAAGUGCUUUAUUUGCUUUUAUUAUUAGCUUAAUGAAUAAAUUAGUGUUAAUCAAUUUAGACGUAAUUAAUAGAUCGGUUAAGUAAAUUCAAAGAUAAACAGUUAAAACAAAUGUCGAAGAUGCUUCGUUUGGAGUUGGUUGGCUUCGUGCUUUUAGCUUGCACGCAAAUUCUGACGGAACAUCGUGAAUCACGUGAAACUCGUGCACCUUACAUCAAUUAUCCGAGGUAUCAUCAAGAAAGCAUGGAACACGUGACGAAAGAUGUUAAAAUCAAACAAGGUCGAUUACGAGGAACCGUGAUCAAACCGAGAACCAAUCACGAUCUUCAAUUGGUCGACGUUUUUCUCGGAGUCCCAUAUGCCGAGCCUCCAGUUGGUUCGCUAAGGUUCACACCACCGAGAUCACCGCAACCCUGGAGAGGAGUACGACAGUCAGUGGAAUUCGCUCCCGUUUGCCCACAAGUACUACCGAAUCUUACUGACGAGGUGAAACCAGCACGCUAUGAGUAUCUCGAGAGGCACUUGCAGUAUCUCAAGAACCAGAAUGAGGAUUGUCUCUAUCUUAACAUCUAUGCACCCCAUCAACCAGAGGGACAGAGGAAUUUAAAGAAAUAUCCCGUGAUGGUGUUUAUACAUGGCGAAAGUUACAAAUGGAACAGCGGUAAUCCAUACGAUGGCACCAUCCUAGCCGCUUACGGAAACGUCGUUUUCGUCACCAUCAAUUUUCGCCUUGGCAUUUUAGGUUUCCUAAGACCAGGUAUAAGGGACGACGCAGCGAGUAAUUUUGGAUUACUGGAUCAAAUAGCAGCUCUUUUAUGGCUCCAAGAAAAUAUUGCUGCCUUCGGUGGAGAUCCCGACAUUGUGACCUUAGUUGGCCACGGUACCGGUGCUAUUUUUGCUAAUUUACUUCUCCUCAGUCCUGUUGCAAACAACGAAGGUCUGUUCAAGCGAGCCAUUCUGAUGUCCGGUUCGGCAUUGAGUGCUGACGCCAUCGGCAAGGCGCCUCUGCAAAUUACCAAGCAGGUGGCGAUAGCUUUGAAUUGUCCAACGACGAAUGACAGCGAUUUGGCGCAUUGUCUGCGCUUUCAAGAUGUCGAAACGCUUCUCAACGUGAAGAUUCACAAGCCACGAUAUGUGCCGGCGUUUGCACCUCUCGUUGACAAAGCUGUUAUACCGAAUAAACCUAUCAGUCUGAUGCAAGACGCACAACUUUUCGGCAGAUACGACUUAAUGUACGGCAUUACCGAGUCGGAAAAAUUUCACAUUCUACCGCAAACUGCCUUGCAACAUGGCUUGUUCGAUAAUCAACGCGAUGAGAUCCUUCGAGAUCAUGCCAAGGCUACGCACGAGCUUGAACCAGAGCUCGUCCUAUCGAAGAUCCUCGAACACUAUGGAGACUUUUAUGGCGGAUUUACAGACGACUACGCGACGAAGAAUAGGGACAUGGUCCUAGAAGCACUUUCUGACAGCGGUACUGUCGCACCCUUGAUAAUGACCGCCAAUUUACAUUCUAGAGCAAACCCGAAUAGCUACAUGUACGUCUUCUCUCAUCCGAAGGCUAUGCAAGAUUACACCGGCCAACAACGACAACAGACGAUACACGGCGAAGAGCUGUCCUAUGUGCUCGGCGUUCCACUCGACGGGAGCAAGUACGACUUGCGUACUCGAUACAACAUCGGCGAGACAUUGUUUUCCGAGGCCAUGAUGAAUUGGUGGUGCAGUUUUGCAUAUAUUGGGAACCCAAACGCAGCCAAGAGAUAUCCGUACUUGACUGAUGGACUAAAGGAAUGGGGACAAUACGAGCUUGAUUGGUUGGAGUACAAUUCAAGAAAUCAAACUUACUUUAAUUUAACUAUACCACCAAAGCUUGGCUCUCACUAUCGUUCUGCUGAGAUGCAAUUCUGGAACGAGGAUCUUCCCAACAUGUUGAGGCAUCCCAGCAAAGACAUUCCUAUGUUCAAUCGACCAAAGGGUCCACGACCCUCUAUACUCGACUUCGCUGAUGGGAUUGGUAAAUACGCGAAUGGCAGCUCCGACAGGAACUACGACAUGCACGGUGCCUGGAUGACAAUGAAGACACCGUCGAGUAUAACCGAAAGUAAUUUUGAGGAGAGACCACUGAUACCUCUAUUUGCUACGACGAAUCAGCCAAAUCUUCAAAGCACCACGUCCGAGUCAAGCUCUUUAAAAAGUUCCUCGGUUAUAGCGAUAAUGAUCAGUUUUGGCGUGAUAUUUCUGAUAAUCAACAUAUCUGCUUUCUUAUAUUUCUACUGGAAACGUCAAGCUACGAAAAAGAAUGAAAAACCUUUAAAGAGACGUCUCAGUCAGAAAGACGAAACGUCCAAGAGACCGAAGACGGAGAAACAAGAGAACCAUUAUGGCGAUCUUGGUUAUAAAAGUGAUAGUAAGCCGGAUUUGAACGAGGUGAUCAAAAGUGACAAAGCUUACGACAACAAUUCCAACUUUGGCAGAAGAUCCAAACUUUCCCGAGAAAAUUCCAAUUCUACUAUCGAUACCCAUAUUAAAGUUAGAGAGUGGAUACAACAGGAAAUUGUACACAGAUGUUCACCGAGGUUUCUGCGAAAAACAAGAGAAACUCUGGCAAAAGAACAUCAGGCGAAAUUAACGAAACAAGAAGAAGAAGAAAAGUGGAGAUUGGAAGAGGAAGCAUUGAAGAAGAGUAAGAAGGAAGAGCCGAUAUACGAUGAAAGUCCAACUAUCGUAGUACGGCCAGGUAAAAAGUCAAAGGCAGCAAAGGUAUCGGUAGGAAUUGAUGCCACCCCGGCAACGAGGACCGAAUCUAUUUUGAAUCAAGUACCAAUUGAGUUGUCGAAGAAGGAGGAGACGUUCGUCGAGAAGAUCGAACAAUCCUUCGACUAUCCUCUAUCGGAUUCCACCAGCCAAUUCCAGAUGACACCUCAAGUCGUUGUAAUAGAGCAUCAUCAUUCUAGAAGCGAUCCACUGCCAAUGGAGAACGUCUUGAGAACCAUGAAACCGAAUUUCUCGACUCCGCGAAUCUAUGAAUCCGAUUCUGGGAGUACAAGCAGUCUCUACGCGAAGAUCAAUCCAAAGUCGAAAGCUCGAAUUCCGCGGACGAAUCUUGAAAGGAGUGACGAGACCAUAGAGAUCGAGGCGUCGAAGAAUGCCGAGGAUCGAACUAUUCCUCCAUUGGAGGAAAUCUAUGUGAAAUCGACGAAAUUGACAACUUUUGGUAGCGGUAGUACUCCAGGUGAUGUCAACGUCACUUGUCGAGAGCCAACGGUCGAAAGAGAGUGUGUUAGUCCGGAGGAAGCUCUUCGAACGAUAAAACGGCGAAAUUACCCGAAGGUUCUACCAGACAUUGAGAAAAGACGUUCGCUUCCUGUACCGACAACCUUGUUUCUACCGAAACAACAUGGAAACUCUUUAAGAGGAAACAAGGGUACUCUACCUAGUCCUGUUUCGGGGCAACCUCCAUUACCACCGCCAAGAAUGUUUGGCCCGUCUAAGAGCUUGGAAUUCGCCGAAGAAAAGGAGAACCAUUGCGAGGGGGAAGCAGUUACCAGUAAUCUUCACAUCGGACCUUUAACCAAGCGACAAGAUACUUCGGUCAAAAACAACUCCGAUCCAAGCAUCAUCGAUUCUAUCGAAGGAAGCAUAAUGAUGAAUAGUGUUCAUCCUGGUGGUGGGAGCGUAGAUACCAUUUACAAGAACCCAAGGUGUCCCGUACACGGUGGAUCCUACACGUUUUCGCCAACCUCUCAGACACUCGACAAAGAUAUUGGAGAUCCUAGAAGAGACUUCAUCGAAGCAGGAAUGGGUAACCCUAAUUGGUACAAGCCCGUAGCAAGAGAUGGCAAGGUAGUGCCGGUAAUGUCAUUGGCAUCCUCAGAACCACGGAUCGUGAUUGCUCCUAAGGAACUGGAGAGGCAGCACCGAUUGAUCGGUCCUAACGCAAAUUGGGAUAGAACAGGGGAACCAAAGAUCGUGAUCACUCCGAGAGUAGUUAAUCUUCCAGGACAAGACAAUCAAGAUCUCUGCCAGACGAUAACAAAUAUGGGAGAUACAUGCUGUGUUGAAACCGUCAUACCUUCUUCGAAAGCUCAUACCAUGAAUUCAGGUUCAUCCGAACGUUUCGAGCUAGAAUCCAGUGCAGGAUCAAGCAGUGUUAGCAAUUUAACCAGCUCCAAAGAAGAAAGAAAAGAACCACGUAUCAUAAUAACUGCUGGUGAUCCAAAGAAUACUAACUUGACCAGUUCAAAACAACCGAAAAUCAUUAUCAAACCUACAACUAGUUUUCAAAAAAACAGAGAUCAAAGGAACAUACCAAAAAUCUCAGCAAUACCGUUGGUGGAACGACAAAAUAGUCAAAAUCUCGAAAGGGAUAAGAUCUUAGAACGUAAAGAGAACAGGCCUACUCUCGAAAGACCUCCUUUGAGAGAAAAACCGAAAAUAACGAGAAUACCGUCAUUUUCUAGACGAAAAGAGGACUUACCUAUUGUUAUGGAUAAAUCGUUAACACAAACGCAUAUGGAGAAGACGGAAAUUGUGCAAAGAGUUGAGGCAGUAACUGGUAAAAUCGCGAACGUGACUUACGUACACGAUAGCAAAUCUUCCAUCCCAACGCUUCAGAAAAAGGACUGCGAGAAAUCGUCUACAAGUGGUGAAGAUUCCAAUGGAAUCCCGACUGGUACAGUCAAAAGAAAACCCUCCAAUAAGAAAUAAUAUAAAGAGGUUCAACGACUAGUUCUUCGCUUCUUUUCUUCUCUUGAUCGACUCUUUUUUGUAAUAUCAGGAAGUACGAAAAGGGGAUAAAAUUUACCAUCGCGGCUCGUAAUCGUGUAAAGACAAGAUAAUAGACUACAUGAGUAGAUAGAAAAUAAUGAUAGAUUAGUAUUAUUAUUGUAGAAAGUAGAUAAGCUAAGUGAGUAAAGAUAAGCCGAUAGAAAUAUUAUAACUAACAAUUAUGCAGAUUAAGAGUACCGAACUGAUCUUUGCAUUUUCUUGAAAAAUAUUUUCUCGAAGAAUUCAACAAAUAUUUUAGUUCUAGUAAAUCGAAUAUCGAAGCUGCGUUGGUUCGUUCGUCCUUUAACUUUCAACGGUUCUGUAGAGGAAAACUGAUCUAUCGAUAUCAUUUUGCGAAACCUAAAGCCGAUGUUGAAGAAGAGUUUGCAAAAAGAUUCGGUCCAGUGCAUGCUAAAGUAAUGAAAGCAUCUUCUUAUUCGAAUGGACUUUCUUCGUUCGACGGGCCGAACGAAGAAAUUGAAAAGUCCUCCACGAAAGAGAUCGAUCCUGAUUUCGAACAGGGCAACGACGAAUUUUAUUUUACGUAGGAAGAAACUAGAAACGUGCCACUACACUUCGUGAUUGGUGAUAGUGUAAGUUUAUUACAGUUUCCAAGUCGUGUUAUCUGUAAAAGUUCUCUCCGAGAAAUUAAAACUACUUGUCAAAGUUCUAUUUAUAGACAAACUUUUGUAAAAAAAAAAAGAAAAAGAAAAGUAUUAAGCUAAUAGAAUAUUACUAUAUAACAUAUCAAUUAAUUAAUAUAAUAUUUUACUCAACAUCAAUAAAUGUGCUAUGCA
Molecule: messenger RNA, 6768 nt
Organism: Polistes dominula (European paper wasp)
Lineage: Eukaryota; Metazoa; Arthropoda; Insecta; Hymenoptera; Vespidae
Product: neuroligin 1
Source: RefSeq, a predicted model, not a curated record